GAAUGACGUAAUGAACGUAAAACAAUAUGGCGUCGUCUUAAGCAUAAAUCGAUGUGAAUGAGUUUAUCGACGUAAAAGUGUGCCUCUCUUGAGGCUCUUGUGUUGUUUCACGGUUGUUCCAGGAAAGAAUAAAAUUCACGAUCAGAUAAGUGUUUUAUCGACGUCACUGAACGUCACAGAUUAGAUUGCGGACCUAGUUUCUUUUCUCCUGCGACUCUCCGGUAACUGCCGGAGGGGCGAGAUAGUGACAGACAGAAUGGACGGCGGAGAGUACAUGGAGAACAUGGACCCUACUUUAGCGGAAUUAGGGGACGAAUUCACCUUGGGAGACAUCGACGAGAUGCUGCAGUUUGUCAGCAACCAGGUGGGGGACUUCCCAGACUUGUUUGAGGACCAGAUGACCUCAGCAGGCUCACUGCAGAGUGGCAGCGCCAGCAUUACCCCACGUCCUAACAUUCAAACCCCUCAAACUCCCCAAACUCCCCAGACACCAACCCCUGUUGCCUAUCAGAGCUCCAAUGUUACCCUCACUGCCUCCCAGGCACUGUCUCCGCAGUCUUUACCCCUCACCCCUCCCCUCACUCCCGCCCAGACCCCCUCCCCCACCACUGUCUCCUCAGGGCAGCAGCAGGUGACUCGCAGCCCCCCGCUCCUUCAGCCAAGGCCUCAGCUGGUCCAACCCAUCCAGCCUCAGCCCCAGCAGACAGCCCAGCCUGCCAUCCAGAUGCACACCCAGGGGAUCCCUAUGCAGACUCAGAGCUUCCCGGUCCAAACCCUGGUUCAGACCCACAGCCAGACGCCCCUGCCCAUCCAGACCCAGGCGACUCAAACUGUGAUGAUUGCCUCCAAUGGCGGGCAGUCACGUUUCAUCCAGAACCCUGUCAUUUGCCACCAGAGCCCUGCUCCUGGUUUCCAAGUCCUCCAGCCACAGAUGCAGAGCAUCAUGACAUCACAACAGCUCCAACCAAUGACCAUUCAGCAUCAGCGCGUUCUCACUCCAACAGGUCAAACCAUCCAGACUCUCUCUACUGCGCCGACCACAGUCCACGCCGUGCAACAGCAGGUGCAGCAAGUACCUGUUCUGGUACAGCAGCCUCAGAUUCUGAAGACAGAUUCACUGGUUCUCACAACACUCAAACCAGAUGGCACACAGGUGCUGUCUACCAUGCAGAGCCCAACAGGGAUCACCACCUUGACCACACCCAUCCAGAACACAGCUCUGCAAGUCCCAACGCUGAUGAGCAGCAACAUCCUGACCACCGUCCCCGUUGUGAUGGGAGGAGGAGACAAGCUGCCAAUCAAGCAACUACAGCCAGGCUCUUCCCACUGCACAAACGGAGCCAGAUCAAAUAUAGAGCAAGGCCAGAUGACGGCAGGAGGAGUAGGCCCAGGAGGAGUGGUGAAGGAAGGCGAGAGGAGGACAACCCACAAUAUCAUCGAGAAGAGGUAUCGGUCCUCCAUUAACGACAAAAUCGUGGAGCUCAGAGACCUGGUCAUGGGCAGUGAUGCAAAGAUGCAUAAAUCAGGAGUGCUGAGGAAGGCCAUUGACUACAUCAAAUACCUACAACAGGUCAACCACAAACUACGACAGGAGAACCUGUCCCUUAAAAUGGCAAACCAGAAGAACAAGACAGUGACGCUGUCGGAUGAUGUGGAGCUCAAACAAGAAAUAGUGAUGAUGUCACCUCCAGCCUCGGACUCUGGCUCCGGUUCCCCUCACCAGUUCUCUCCUUACUGUGUCGACUCAGAGCCAGGCAGCCCCUUACUGGAUCACGAUCAGGUGAAGAGUGAGCCAGAUUCUCCCUCCUCCGUUGGAGUGAUGGAUCGUUCUCGACUGCUUCUCUGUGCCCUCACCUUCUUCUGCUUAUCCCUAAACCCGCUGCCGUCUCUUCUGGGCUCUGAAGCCUCGGGGAGCCACAGCCUAUCUGCGGGCCAUGGGCCCUCUAGAACGCUUGUCUGGUUCCCAAGUCAAACAGAGGACUUUGCAUCCUGGCUGCGGUGCCUGUUGCCGUGGGUGAUGGUGUGGGUGCUGAGCGGGGUGGGAGCAGUGUGGGGCUGUGUCAGAGUGCUCUACCUGUGGGAGCCUGUCACACCCCUUCACUCCCCGAAGUCUGUGUCCUUCUGGAGGCAUCGCAAACAAGCUGACCUGCAUCUCAACAGGGGAGAUUACACAGCAGCAAUGGCUAGUUUAGAGACCUGCUUGUCCGUCUUGGCCAGGGCUCUUCCCUCAACCAAUCUGGACCUGGUUUGUUCACUUUCCUGGAAUCUCAUUCGCUACUGCUUGCAUCGUCCAACUCCUCUGGGUUGGUUGGUUCACCAGAUCAGAGGAAAGCAUGAGGGGGAGGAGGCUAGAACUAGUGCAAGGGACGCAGCACUAGUUUACCACCGGCUGAGCCAGCUGCAACUCACAGGAAAGCUGCCUCAGCGUAGCAGCCUGUGGGCUUUGUCUCUCUCUCUCAGCGCUGUCAACCUGAGCGAGAGCGCCCAAGGCAAGAUGGGCCCUGCCCAGCUCACCCAGAUCUAUGUCACUGCAGCAACGGCCCUGCGCACCGUGCUGGGCCAUCACCUCUCCUGUUUGCCUGGCUACCUGUUGAGCUGUGCAGAGUGUGUGGCCAGGCAAUCAGAGACCAAGCCGAUUCCUGACUGCCUGCGCUGGCUCUUUACCCCAUUGGGCAGGCAGUUUUUCCUGAGCUGUGAUUGGUCAGUGAAGUCAGAGAGCAGUGACGGUGUGUACACUUCUCAGAGAGACUCAGCUGACCCCAUUGCCCAGCUGCACCGCUGUUUUUGCAGGAAGCUUUUGGAGAGAGCUGUUCACACCCUCAUCCAGCCGCAGAGCGACACUGACGCAGGCAAACGCAAGAAUGACUCUGGGGAGUUUGCCAGUGCCCUUGAGUUCCUCCAAUUGUUGAACAGCUGUACAGAAGACUCUCCUUCCCCUCCUCCUCCCUUCUCGACUCCUCCCAAUCACACCACCACUCCAGUGGGAGACCCAGUGAGUCGUUGGUGGGCUUUGGUGCUAAAGGCAGCCGUGCAUUGGCUGCAGGGUGAUGAUGUUGCAGUGAGGUCGCUGUUGGCAGAGGCAGAGCGAAUGCCGAGGGCUCUACACACUCUAGACCACUCUCUUCCUAAGGCUGUGCUGCUGCUUUGCAAAGCUGUUCAGAUGAGUCUGUCGCCUCUCAAGGGAGAAGGGGCAGUAGCCUGCCUGUCCCACUGUGACAGAGCCAGCAACUACUUGCGCUCCAGCAUCUCAGUACCACUCACUCAGUCUGGGAACUGGCUGAAUAAGGGGGUGGAGCUCCUGGUCUGUGACCUUCUGCUGACCUUGAGGACCAGUUUAUGGCAGCGGGGGGGCAGCAGUAAUGGAGAACCUGGCCCAGCCCCUGGAUCCCAGUUGGCUGGCUUCCAGAGGGACCUCAGCGCACUCAGAAAGCUCACACAGUGCUACAGACAGGCACAGCACAAGGUGUUUCUUCAUGAGACCACAGUGAGGCUGAUGGCUGGAGCCAGUCCCACGAGGACACACCAGCUGCUGGAGCACAACCUCCGACGCAGGACACACAGCUCCUACACAGCGGAAGGUGAGUGUGUCCUGGGCGAGAGGGAGAGGGCUCAUGCCAUCCUGCUGGCCUGCCGCCACCUGCCCAUGCCCCUGCUAACCCCGCCUGGGCACCGUGCUCGCCUGCUGGCCGAGGCCAAGCGCACCCUGGAGCGUGUGGGAGACCGCCGGUCCCUGCAGGACUGUCAACAGAUUUUGCUGCGUCUCAGUGGGGGCACAACCAUCGCAGCCUCCUGAGCACACACACUGCGAGAACAAACACACACAGAUUAGGGCUACUCACAAUACACCAGAAAAAUGAACUCUGUGAGUUACUGUCACACAUACAAAGAUGUUAACCAGACUACUCAUCCACCAACAACAUAAUUGUCACUUAUUCACUGAUCAAGGGCCAUGAAUAUGGACUGGCCCACUUUUUUCACACACAGACAACUGAUACUUACUUUCACAGCUACAUCUAACUCUCAAUCCUGUUUCCACACCCUGGCUUAAGACUUGAAGGCUACAAACUUGCUCCUUUGAUGCAUUGUUGCAGCACAAUCAAGCCCCCUUCUUGUCAUUAAUGGUACCCUGCUGGCUAACUGCCUCAUUUUAAACAAUGCUAAACAAUAAGGAAAAUCAGGUUAAAUAGGCCCCAAAGGGAAAAGGGACCAUUAUCUCAAAGCUGUUUAAAUAAAUACAAUGCAGCAGUGCAUUGAUUAGCUGUAGGAUGCCAAGUUGUACAAUCAUUAUUGGCACACAACAAUUUGAGUGCUACAAUAACCGUGUAAUGUCUUAGUAAACCUGCAAGCUUCAAUGAAGGGCUUUAGAGUAUUCAAGAAUAGACAGCCAAGAUCUGUUAAGCAUAUCUUUGCUGUAAGAUGCAGACAGAGAGUUGCAUGCUUUUAACUGUACAGUGCUGAGUAGUGUCUCUUCCUAUCUACCUCAUACACUGUACAAUGCCAGCAUUGUACUGUGGUGCAAAGUAGGAUACUUAAGCACCAUGUUAGUUAUCCUGAAUUUGAAUCAAGUGACCAUUUGAAGUGAUGCUUCAGUCCAGUGCAGCAUCAUUCUAAUAAAACAUGGCUGAGCUGCUUUAUUUAGACUUUGGGAUGCAGCAGUAUAGUACUGUAGGAAUUUGACUUGCUGUUGCAAGAAUGAAAGACAGCUACUGCUGACAUGUUCCUUAAUAUCAAGCAAAACACAGGGAAAAAUGAUUGGAUUUGUGGAACAUAUGUAUAACAGAGGGAAGCAGUCAAUCAUGGACCGAUGACAAAAUGCUAGCGACGCACACAUUCACACAAAUUCAUAUACACUACAGGUCAAAAGUUUUAAAACACCUACAUUUUUCCAGCUGUUAUUUAAAUUUACAUAAGUCAAUGUCUCAGUUUUUCUGAACAGACUCGUUCAGUCUACAAUGGAAAUCACACAUUGUUUGGAAAGUUCGUCCCAACAAUUGAGUCAUUUUCUUGCUGUAGGAUGAACCCCAGACCAACCGGUCUGUCUUCCUUUGUUACUUGCCUUUUUCUCACCAUUCUGAUAGCAAUAUACAGUACUACGUCCUGCAGUAGAAUAUUGUAAUAAUAAUGCAUUAGAGGGUGUAGGAACACAGUUUGUUCCAACGCCGCCUUUGUAGGCAGAGGGUUUGUAAAUAAUCAGCAAAAGUUGGGGCACCUGUAGGAAUUGUUUGCAUUAACUUUCAAGCCUUCAUUUACUUUGAAUUCUCUAGGAAAGCUGGAAGUUAACCAAUUUAUUAAUCCCUGAAAAAGGCAGUUUACCACUUCCCCUUUGUACCAUUUAAGGUUAUACACUGGACUUGAAUUUAUUAAAUUUUGAUUAAAAACUAGAAUAAUGGGGGUGUUCUAAAACUUUUGACUGUUAGUGUACAUAUUAAAUAAUUGCUUACAAACUCACAAUGUGCUUGUAUAUAUGUUGUACAUAGGCAGAUAAACAUAAGUAGAAUAAACAGGAAGUGCUUACCGACUGUUUGAGAGAAGACACGUCAAAGCAAGCACUGUAACACGUUAAAUUUGGCUCGUAAUGGUCUCCUGUCUGCGUCUGACCAUGAGAGCAGAGUUAGCUGAUUUACCCUUAAAAGUGAUACUCCACCAAAAAUAAUUUUAUUUGCAAAUACUCACCUGCUGUAACCUUGCAUGGUGGCUGUAAAAAGUUACUGGUGGAGAACAGCAUCUAUGGUCAGUUUGAAUCCAUGAUGGAUUACAGUAGUGACAAGUUUUCACUGCAGAUAUCAAAUCGCCAAUAAAAGUUGAGGCAGACUAAUCCACCUCUCUGCUGUCCAUCUGUGAAACCCACCUUUCGAGUCUACAGGGAGUGAGUGUCUGAUACUCAAAAGAUUUUGGGUUGUGUAUCACCUUAUGGUGUGUAAAUUAAGUGAAGAUGGUCUGGAAACAGUGAUAAACGAGAAAUUGUAUUUCUUGGAAGCAAUGUCCACAUAUAAUGUAUAGCUCUGAAGCAAAAUGGCCUUGAUGUUAUGUAAAAAAACAAAAAACAAUUUCAUCAUAUUUGGAUUGAUGGAGGAAUUUUAGCUUUGUGAAAUCUAUGUCUACUUUGCUUUUUAUUGUCAUUCCUGGUUUAUGUGUUCUGAUUGUCUUAUUUAAUGGUUAAGUAAUAUUAAUAUAAAUGCUUUUCUUGGUGGGAAGGGAGCAGUUUUGCAGUUUUAUCAUUGUUAUUGUUUUAUGUUGGUAAAAGCAGCCUAGGGUCAGAAACUGUCAGAGGGAGAAUCUCUAAUAGAAAGAUGUUUAUUUUAUUGGAGAACUAAGGUUUGCAUUUAAACAAUUAGCGUGAUAUUUUAGGAUCACUCUUUCUUUGAACACGCUGCAAGUUCUUUAUUGUUUGUAAAAUACAAGCAAACACAUACUUAUGCUAUUAGAAAUUUCCAGAACUCUGUCUUCCGGGUUUACUCAAACUGUCAAUAAUUAAUGUAAGGAGUCCUGAAAAUACUUAUAUAAGUUUAGAUUUAGCUUUCCUGACUGGUAAAAGUGUGAAAAGAAGAAAGCAACGCUCAACUAGCCAUUGGCAGGCUGUAGUUUUUGCUAUCAUAAUUAUGUUUUUUGCCUCUUCCCCUUGAUGUAUUUUAUUGUCUGAUUUUCUGUGUACAUUUUGACGUUUGUUUUAUAAUAAAAC
Xiphias gladius (swordfish) is the source of this 6679-nucleotide messenger RNA. RefSeq names its product sterol regulatory element binding transcription factor 2 (gene srebf2). The record is from RefSeq and is a predicted model, not a curated record. Gene Ontology annotation, molecular function: protein dimerization activity; RNA polymerase II cis-regulatory region sequence-specific DNA binding; DNA-binding transcription factor activity, RNA polymerase II-specific. The transcript is spliced from 20 exons. The coding region runs from base 257 to 3793 and encodes 1178 amino acids. Gene Ontology annotation, biological process: positive regulation of cholesterol storage; positive regulation of transcription by RNA polymerase II. NCBI's taxonomy places the organism in Eukaryota, Metazoa, Chordata, Actinopteri, Istiophoriformes, Xiphiidae. Gene Ontology annotation, cellular component: nucleus.